AAUACAGUGAGGGUUGACACCUCCGCCAACACGGACUCGCUCGCCCGCGAAUCUUACUCAUAUAUUUACUUAUAUUUUGCCUUAUAUUCCCCCUUAUAGUGUGUUAUAUUCUAGUGGCAGCUGUUGUCCCCUGUGUGUGGUGACCAUGGAGGGCGGAGCACCAGUAGUGAUCCUUGUGGCAGCCUUGUUCCUCACGGCCUCCGCUCCUGCUAUACCAGGUGGUGGCGGCGGGGACCCGGCGUGUGGGGCCCUGGGCCCUGGCACCUGCAUGGUCAGGGCCACCAAGUGCGCCCUCGUCACCAAGUUGGCCCAGGGCAAGAACGGCCCCGUCAAGGACGUCUUCGACUGUGCCGCCGCCCAGGGCAUCCCCAAGACCCAGGUCGUCAGUGUCAUUGGUGUUGCUUUCCAGUCGGGACAGCCUGAAACAAUUGUGGACAGAGUGAUCACCAAUGAUACGGCGGCUGCUCUCCAACUGCGUCGGUGUGUGUUGACUGCUGGCGGCCUGGUGAGGAUGAACGGGACGGUGGACCGAGCAGCGAUGGUGGGGAGGAUAGCGGCGUCCACCAGCACCCACCCGGCCGUCGUCGACACUAUCGCCGCCGCUGUCACCGCCUGCCCCGAGCCCCCCCUCAUGCAGAUGAAGACCUUCCUGACCUGUGUCCGUGCUGCGUGUAUCCAGAUGAUGCCCCCCAACACCGACUCCCUCCCCGCCUACAGCAGUGACGACGACGACGACCAUAAGAAGUGUAAGAAGGGUAAGAAGGGCAAGAAGUGCAAGAAGCAGUAGUGGUGGUGAGGACUGUGGCAGCAGCAGCAGGGGCGGCCAGAACUGUGGCCACUCAACCCGGCACCAACUUUUGUCCCAGGAAAAGUUACAACCUCACAUGUGCAGGAACCAGCUGUAUGCUAGAUGGACAAGACCUUCCUGUGUGCAGGACCAGCUGU
This is a messenger RNA of Procambarus clarkii (red swamp crayfish), 945 nucleotides long. RefSeq lists its product as uncharacterized. The record is from RefSeq and is a predicted model, not a curated record. Lineage: Eukaryota; Metazoa; Arthropoda; Malacostraca; Decapoda; Cambaridae.